AUGGGUGCUAAUCAAAGUUCACGUGUGGUUUGUCUUGAAAAGAGGAAACAAGGACAAUGGUACAACAUCAAUAAGCCACAGAUGAUGACGGUCGGUAGAGAACCCAAAAGACAGCGAGGUAAUUCACCACCCACAAAAAGAAAGAAAGGAACCUUCGAGAUAGAUGAUGGUUGGGACACUGAUAUGUUUGAUUAUGAAAUUGAUAGAAUGAUUAAGUUGUCUGGUUAUGAGGGUAACCAUGAUCCCAAGACCGAGGAAGAAUUAGUUCGUUAUUUUGGAGAUGUUCAAAAUUCUAAGGGUUUUGACAUUGAGAAUGAUGCUCCUUGGGUCGAAGGGUGGAUGCACCUUGUUGAUCAUCUCCGAGGUCCGAAGGCUACAAUCAUUGAAAGGUGUGCUCGUAUUUUUGUUCAUCAUUACAAUGUGAAAAAGAAGGGCAAGAAAAUUCUCAAGUUUGAUAAGGUUGUCAAGGCAACUCGGGCUAUAGAAUGUCUUUGA
Dovyalis caffra is the source of this 495-nucleotide messenger RNA. Lineage: Eukaryota; Viridiplantae; Streptophyta; Magnoliopsida; Malpighiales; Salicaceae. The record is from the annotation of a GenBank genome assembly.